UCAUUUUGACCAUGAAAACUAACGAAAAAAAAUAGCUAUAUACAGUCUAUGCACCGUACUCUGGCUCCACGCUUGCUGAUGACCACUUCCGGUCUCAGAAAAUGAAAAAAACGGACCUUUUUUCGUUUCUGCCUCUUACUGAUUUUAUUUUCUUUUUAUUCUAAAUAUAAAAUGAAAAUCAAAACAUUUUUAAAAUUUCAUUAGCAAGUUAUGUUAUACUGUGAAUAAACUUGCAGACAACAGUGCAAUAAUUAUUCUUUAUUCAUGAGGAUAUAUCUGUGAACACUAAUUUGCUUGAUAUUUGAUAUUACAAAAAAGGACAUUGUGGUGUUGUAAAAAACAGUGUUGGAGAGUAACCCUUUAACGGAUCUCAUAUUUGUGAAAUUUAAGUUGUGAUGGAACUGUUUCCUUGCAGAGGAAAAAGAGAUUAUAGUGUUAUUAGAAAGUGCAACACAUUUUAUUUUAUUUUUUAUGUUUUAAAUGUAAUAUUUUUAAUUCUUCUUUAAUUUCAUUUUUAAGGUUUGGAUAUCCUUGAACAAUUAUUUGAACAGAAUAUAGAUUCUGAUAUUGUUGUAAAGAAUAAUGUUGGAGAUGUGCACUCAUGUUGGAAUAAAUCCACAUUGUGAAGCAACCCUUACAUGCACUGAAUUGGAAAAAUUUUAGAAAAACACACUGAAUUACAAGACAAGGCUAGAAUUACAUGAUUUUAAUAGAAAUAGGUCGUGAUCUAAAAUGGGCCAGUCUGAGGCAUGAAAGUCCAGGGCUGAAAAUGAGUCCCACUCCGGCCCUGUCACAAGCUCAUACCGGACAGUGAAAUGUAAAGUGACUGUUCCACAAAGCUGUGCCAUACAAGACACGAUUUAAAAAAACAAACAAAAAAAAACACGUUUUUAAAAAUCCUGAAAAAUACACAGAACAGUCACAAAUAAUGAGAAGUAAAGACACUGAAACCUAUAAUUUAUAAAUAUUCAGUGAGAUCAGUAUCUGAUGAAAAGAUGUGACAGUUCCACAGCACACAAAUGGUUAAACCGAAGCAGCAGUUCUUCUCAGCAGAGACUCACGCUGCUACCCGUGCGCACUUCGUCAGGUCUCCCCAGGGUGCCGAGGCGAGGUCACAAGUUUCCAAGCACGGCCCCUGAGUAGUCACACUCUUCCCCCUACAGGGCGGUUCCACAACCCGCAGAGAGGGAGACGAACUGGAUCAGAGCAGCGAAGUCUCAGAGCGUAACUUACCGUGUCAGAGUUUACUGAAAGCUGCUCCAACAGGUGGGAUGACCAACUAUCCGACGCACUCCAACGGUAUGCAGAGUCUCCGGAAGGAGCACCUGUACAAGGUGCUGGUGAUUGGAGACCUGGGGGUGGGGAAGACCUCCAUCAUCAGGCGCUACGUCCAUCAGACCUACUCCACCAACUACCGAGCCACAAUCGGGGUGGACUUCGCCUUGAAAGUGUUGAACUGGGACUCUGAGACUGUCCGGCUUCAGCUGUGGGACAUUGCAGGUCAGGAACGUUUUGGGAACAUGACACGGGUGUACUACCGUGAAGCCAUGGGAGCAUUCAUAGUGUUCGAUGUGACGCGGCCCACGACCUUUGAGGCCGUCAUUAAGUGGAAGGAGGACUUGGAUUCUAAACUAAUGAUGUCUAAUGGACAGAGCAUCGCCACCGUGCUGCUGGCUAACAAGUGUGACCAGGGCAGGGAGCUGACCAACAACGGCAUUAAAAUGGACCAGUUCUGCAAGGAUCAUGGCUUUGUUGGCUGGUUUGAGACCUCUGCUAAGGACAAUCUCAACAUCAGUGAAGCUGCAAACUUCCUGGUCAAGCACAUUAUGGCGACAGAGAAUGACAUCCUAAAAUCUGUGGUACCGGACACCAUCUCCCCGCAGCUCAACUCCAAUAGAGAGAUGAGCUGCUCCGGCUGCUUCAAAUAAUAACAGGAGGAAGUAUUUGUGGGACUGAAGAGAACAGAGGCACAGAAGGACAAAGAGGGACAGAUGCACCCCGCAGCCGUUCAAGAAAAUCUGAUCUAUUUACCACAGUUUGGCUUCUUUGGUCCAAACCAGAGUUGAACAUUUCUGUUUGUGACAUUUUUUUGGAACAAACCAAGUCACAUGGACACAGUUGCACGUUGAUUUAACAGUGCAGUUGUCAUACUGUGAGCGUAUAUUAUAACACUGCCGUCUGUAUUCUUUGACAUGAUGUGGUCAGUCUUGCCAAAAAGCAUAGACAAACAAGACUCGGUGGUCAGCCUUUUCACAUUACAUUCUCACUUCUAACAACAUCUCACUGGAAACAUCCUCAGCUCCCUGAGCAAAAGGAGUAAAUGCUCCCAUUAUGGUUGAUGCAACACAGCCAAAGGUGCAACGUAAAGACAGAAUAAAAACAAACAUGUCAAAGAGCAUAUAGCUAUUUCUCACCAUUUCAAGCAAGUGUGACUGUGUUACUGUUCUCCUUCUGGCUACCUUCACGUUCACAUUAACUUGGGGAUAAAGACACUGUGGAAGACAAGCAUGUUAAUGUUUCUCUGCACGAGCCAAAGAAAUCAGUAUUGACCACUUUCGGUGGAUCCCAGAUGUGCUAUUGGGAAAUUGUGAAUUUGAAUGUGAAUUUUGCACAUACACUGUUUUGUAAUUGUAUUAAGUUAUUUACAGUAUGCCUUUAUGAGUGCAAUGUGUGGUUAAUGUACUAUGUUGAAUUGCUUAAAGUCCUUCUUACAACUGA
This is a messenger RNA of Acanthochromis polyacanthus (spiny chromis), 2718 nucleotides long. RefSeq names its product RAB38b, member of RAS oncogene family (gene rab38b). Gene Ontology annotation, biological process: endosome to lysosome transport; phagosome-lysosome fusion. The transcript is spliced from 3 exons. Gene Ontology annotation, molecular function: GTPase activity; GTP binding. The coding region runs from base 1272 to 1928 and encodes 218 amino acids. The record is from RefSeq and is a predicted model, not a curated record. Gene Ontology annotation, cellular component: late endosome; phagocytic vesicle; trans-Golgi network. NCBI's taxonomy places the organism in Eukaryota, Metazoa, Chordata, Actinopteri, Pomacentridae.